Molecule: messenger RNA, 4812 nt
Organism: Homo sapiens (human)
Lineage: Eukaryota; Metazoa; Chordata; Mammalia; Primates; Hominidae
Gene: PGK1
Product: phosphoglycerate kinase 1
Exons: 11
Coding region: 94-1347 (417 amino acids)
Biological process (GO): glycolytic process; gluconeogenesis; canonical glycolysis
Cellular component (GO): cytosol; mitochondrial matrix
Molecular function (GO): phosphoglycerate kinase activity; protein serine kinase activity; transmembrane transporter binding
Source: RefSeq, marked reviewed
GUUCCGCAUUCUGCAAGCCUCCGGAGCGCACGUCGGCAGUCGGCUCCCUCGUUGACCGAAUCACCGACCUCUCUCCCCAGCUGUAUUUCCAAAAUGUCGCUUUCUAACAAGCUGACGCUGGACAAGCUGGACGUUAAAGGGAAGCGGGUCGUUAUGAGAGUCGACUUCAAUGUUCCUAUGAAGAACAACCAGAUAACAAACAACCAGAGGAUUAAGGCUGCUGUCCCAAGCAUCAAAUUCUGCUUGGACAAUGGAGCCAAGUCGGUAGUCCUUAUGAGCCACCUAGGCCGGCCUGAUGGUGUGCCCAUGCCUGACAAGUACUCCUUAGAGCCAGUUGCUGUAGAACUCAAAUCUCUGCUGGGCAAGGAUGUUCUGUUCUUGAAGGACUGUGUAGGCCCAGAAGUGGAGAAAGCCUGUGCCAACCCAGCUGCUGGGUCUGUCAUCCUGCUGGAGAACCUCCGCUUUCAUGUGGAGGAAGAAGGGAAGGGAAAAGAUGCUUCUGGGAACAAGGUUAAAGCCGAGCCAGCCAAAAUAGAAGCUUUCCGAGCUUCACUUUCCAAGCUAGGGGAUGUCUAUGUCAAUGAUGCUUUUGGCACUGCUCACAGAGCCCACAGCUCCAUGGUAGGAGUCAAUCUGCCACAGAAGGCUGGUGGGUUUUUGAUGAAGAAGGAGCUGAACUACUUUGCAAAGGCCUUGGAGAGCCCAGAGCGACCCUUCCUGGCCAUCCUGGGCGGAGCUAAAGUUGCAGACAAGAUCCAGCUCAUCAAUAAUAUGCUGGACAAAGUCAAUGAGAUGAUUAUUGGUGGUGGAAUGGCUUUUACCUUCCUUAAGGUGCUCAACAACAUGGAGAUUGGCACUUCUCUGUUUGAUGAAGAGGGAGCCAAGAUUGUCAAAGACCUAAUGUCCAAAGCUGAGAAGAAUGGUGUGAAGAUUACCUUGCCUGUUGACUUUGUCACUGCUGACAAGUUUGAUGAGAAUGCCAAGACUGGCCAAGCCACUGUGGCUUCUGGCAUACCUGCUGGCUGGAUGGGCUUGGACUGUGGUCCUGAAAGCAGCAAGAAGUAUGCUGAGGCUGUCACUCGGGCUAAGCAGAUUGUGUGGAAUGGUCCUGUGGGGGUAUUUGAAUGGGAAGCUUUUGCCCGGGGAACCAAAGCUCUCAUGGAUGAGGUGGUGAAAGCCACUUCUAGGGGCUGCAUCACCAUCAUAGGUGGUGGAGACACUGCCACUUGCUGUGCCAAAUGGAACACGGAGGAUAAAGUCAGCCAUGUGAGCACUGGGGGUGGUGCCAGUUUGGAGCUCCUGGAAGGUAAAGUCCUUCCUGGGGUGGAUGCUCUCAGCAAUAUUUAGUACUUUCCUGCCUUUUAGUUCCUGUGCACAGCCCCUAAGUCAACUUAGCAUUUUCUGCAUCUCCACUUGGCAUUAGCUAAAACCUUCCAUGUCAAGAUUCAGCUAGUGGCCAAGAGAUGCAGUGCCAGGAACCCUUAAACAGUUGCACAGCAUCUCAGCUCAUCUUCACUGCACCCUGGAUUUGCAUACAUUCUUCAAGAUCCCAUUUGAAUUUUUUAGUGACUAAACCAUUGUGCAUUCUAGAGUGCAUAUAUUUAUAUUUUGCCUGUUAAAAAGAAAGUGAGCAGUGUUAGCUUAGUUCUCUUUUGAUGUAGGUUAUUAUGAUUAGCUUUGUCACUGUUUCACUACUCAGCAUGGAAACAAGAUGAAAUUCCAUUUGUAGGUAGUGAGACAAAAUUGAUGAUCCAUUAAGUAAACAAUAAAAGUGUCCAUUGAAACCGUGAUUUUUUUUUUUUUCCUGUCAUACUUUGUUAGGAAGGGUGAGAAUAGAAUCUUGAGGAACGGAUCAGAUGUCUAUAUUGCUGAAUGCAAGAAGUGGGGCAGCAGCAGUGGAGAGAUGGGACAAUUAGAUAAAUGUCCAUUCUUUAUCAAGGGCCUACUUUAUGGCAGACAUUGUGCUAGUGCUUUUAUUCUAACUUUUAUUUUUAUCAGUUACACAUGAUCAUAAUUUAAAAAGUCAAGGCUUAUAACAAAAAAGCCCCAGCCCAUUCCUCCCAUUCAAGAUUCCCACUCCCCAGAGGUGACCACUUUCAACUCUUGAGUUUUUCAGGUAUAUACCUCCAUGUUUCUAAGUAAUAUGCUUAUAUUGUUCACUUCUUUUUUUUUUAUUUUUUAAAGAAAUCUAUUUCAUACCAUGGAGGAAGGCUCUGUUCCACAUAUAUUUCCACUUCUUCAUUCUCUCGGUAUAGUUUUGUCACAAUUAUAGAUUAGAUCAAAAGUCUACAUAACUAAUACAGCUGAGCUAUGUAGUAUGCUAUGAUUAAAUUUACUUAUGUAACUUUUAUUGUCUUUGGCAUUAACAGUGUUUCAAAAAAUUUUCUGUGUAUACCCAUCAGUGAUUCAUUCCCAAAUCUUCUAGAAGCAUAAGUGUCUCAAUAUAUUAAAACAUAUUGAAUAAUCCUUGUUAGAGUUAUCCCUGCAGGAGUCCUUAGUGCUCCUUUAUCCAAUUUGUACUUGAUGCCCUCUAGGCAGGGUGUACAGCUAGCUGUUGCUCUGGUAUUUCCUAUAACCUUCUUGGGGAUUUCUUUUACCUCCUGUGUUAGACUCCUGUUUUCUGGAUUCCCCCUUUUCCCUCUUUCUUGGUCUACUUUUUGUAGAACACAAGACUCUACUAGCUUCCUGAGAAAGGGUGCCUGGGAGGCAAAAUCUCUAAGACUUUGUAAGUCUGAAAAUGUCUUUAUUCGACCCUUAUACUUGAUUCCUAGUUUGGCUAUAUAUAGAAUUUUAGCCUGAGUAUCACUUUUUGAGACUCGAAGCCACUGUUUCAUUGUCACUAUUGAGAAUCUAAAUGGCCAUUCGGAUUCUUUCAUCAUCUUUAUAAUUUUACCUUCCUAUUUCUUUCCUGUCCUUUUAAUGGAGUUUUGGGAGAGAGCAGAGGUAAACAUGAUUUGAAAAAGCCAUGUCUGACCAGAAAUUCUGUGCUGGAAAGAUAUGUAUUUCACCUUUAGGGACAAAGAAAUAAACUUUUGGACAGGACCACAGAGCUAGUAAGUAACAGCAGGGAUUCAAGUCCAGGUUUGUCUGGUUCCAGUGGCUGAUGCUUUUCCAAUGUGCCUCCGUCCCUGACAUGAUGCUUCUAGGCUAUAGAUGCUUCUAGACUCUAUCCCUGACAUGAUGCUUCUAGACUAUUUUGUUUAACCCUGGAUAGAAUAGCAAAAGAAAAUUUUGGUGGUUGCUCUAAACAAAACAGAAAUUUGAAAGCUCAAGUUUUUUCUUCAUUUGUAUUUUAGUUAAUACUGUACCCAUAUUUGUAGUUAAUUUUAAAUUGUACCAUGUUUCUGCAUACCUCUAUGGGUACUCAGGAAUUCUAGUCCAAUUUUUGUGACUUUUUCCUACUGAUUACCUUUCCUCCAACGUUUUAAAAAUUAUUUCAAAUGGAACUGAAAGAAGCAUAAACUCCCAUAAACCCAGCACCUAGACUCUACAAUUGCCAACAUUAUCUAUCCAACAAUCUCUGACUGUACCUUUUAAGUACUUUCUACUGGACUGUUUCCAGGAUCACCCCUCAUUUAUUUGGGUUGUUAACCUAAAGAAUGAAUGGGGGAAUCUCCAGUCAUAAACAACUUGUCAAUUAGGCAAAUAUUUGAGUUCCUUCUAUGUGCUUAAAGACGUGAUAGAGGGAAUAUAAGAGCAUUUAUGUUCUGAAGGAAUUUUUAACCUAACCAAAGAAGAUAGUAGAUAACUUGUGUGCAUAUAAGCUAGAACAGUAUAAGGGGCCGGGCAUGGUGGCUUACGCCUGUAAUCCCAGGACUUUGGGAGGCCAAGGCGGGCAGAUCACCUGUCAGGAGUUUGGGACCAGCCUGGCCAACAUGGUGAAACCCCGUUUCUACCAAAAAUACAAAAAUUAGCCGGGCGUGGUGGCGUGUGCCACUGUAGUCCCAGCUAUUCAGAAGGCUGAGGCAGGAGAAUCACUUGAACCCGGGAGGUGGAGGUUGCAGUGAGCUGAGAUCACGCUACUGCAUUCCUGCUUGGGCGACAGAGUGAGACUCUGCCUCAAAACAAAAACCCCACAAAACAGUAUAAGGAUGUGCUUUCUAAUUUGGAAUUAUGAAUUAUUGGUAAAAUAUUGCAAAGGUGUAUGCUUUAAGUUGUAAAUUCACCUUUAACCCUAGACUAUAUAUGUGUGUUUAUAUGCAGAAAAAAAUAAUUCCCAUGUCGUAAGUGAACAAUUUGGUUCUUUAGCUCAGUGUUUUCCUGUUUUCUUCAUUUCCAAAAUUUCCCUCUAGCACAGGGGUUUACACAUGAUCAAAAAGGAGUAUACAAUGAAGACACCUUCCUCAGUCCCCUACCUACCAGUUUCCCUCCCCAGAAGCAACCUCUGGAAGACCAGUUUCUUUCAAUCUAAGGCUAUUUAAUAUACAUUAAGAGGCCGGGCGCAGUGGCUCACGCCUGUAAUCCCAACAACACUUUGGGAGGCCCAGGCAGGCGGGUCAUGAGGUCAGGAGAUUGAGACCAUCCUGGCUAACACGGUGAAACCCUGUCUCUACUAAAAAUACAAAAAAUUAGCUGGGCGUGAUGGUGGGCGCCUGUAGUCCCAGCUACUCGGGAGGCUGAGGCAGGAGAAUGGCGUGAACCUGGGAAGCGGAGCUCGCAGUGAGCCGAGAUCACGCCACUGCACUCCAGCCUGGGCAACAGUGAGACUCUGCAUAAAGAGCAUACCCAUGUGUGUACCUAUCUAUCUAUCUAUCUAUCUAUCUAUCUAUCUAUCUAUCUGUAUAUAGAUAUAUUAAAAUGUAAAUGGUGGCA